This is a messenger RNA of Penicillium canescens, 1590 nucleotides long. RefSeq lists its product as uncharacterized. Lineage: Eukaryota; Fungi; Ascomycota; Eurotiomycetes; Eurotiales; Aspergillaceae. Bases 1 to 1590 code for a protein of 529 amino acids. The record is from RefSeq and is a predicted model, not a curated record. The transcript has a single exon.
AUGCAUCACAGUCAUUUCCGCCACUCUCGCAUUGAGAGGCUCAUGAGCGCCAGGCACCACCUACAGGCCGAACUCACCGACGAUGCCAUUGACAUCGGCUUACUUGAAGACCAUUCUCCGUCAGCGACUCCCAAUCUCCCUGCUACAGAUGUCAUUACGGAUGAGACUUGCGAUCCGUCGAAGAAUGCCACGUGCCUUGAGCGUGAGUUGAAUGGAUCUGAUAGAUCACCUCAGAAACGGGAUGAGACGACACCUACUGCUACGACUGUUGUUGAGACUGUCUUGCAAGUAGUCGACACUAGCUCGCAUACUCUCUGGCAGUCGACUGGGGCUGCUUUUCCGAUGACAUUUUCAGAUCCAUCAGUUGGCACUUUUACCAUACCACCAUCUGAUAGUGCGACUGCAACCGCGACUGCCUCUGUCUCUAUCUCUGCGGAACUGUCAAUGCCCACGUUACCUCCACUUGUGUCUGCCACUCAGUCGGCUACAUCACUGCUUAGCGAACCCUCAUUAAGCAGCAUUACGAAUUCGACUCAAUCUACUACGAGUCGUGCUCCCUCGUCAUCAAGAAUUGUAUCGGCCAUCAGCUCUCCGGCGACCUCGACUCCUCUUGCUGCUCCUUCAACCGUGUCGUCUUCUAGUUUCAACUCACCGUAUGGGUACUACUGGUCACAAUCGGAAACAGAUUGGGCCUCGUCGACCUCGAAAAGCUCAACCGCAACCUAUACAUCCUCCUCGACAAGCUCCUAUGGAAGCUCUGAAGAGACCAGCACUGAAACAGGUAGCGGUUCCACACCAACGGCUAGUGAAACGACCGCCGUAGGAACUGGUUCAUCGAGUGACGCCGCUACACCCAAAAUUGUUGGUGGGGUAGUCGGAUCGAUCGCUGGUCUCGCUCUGCUUUUGUUCCUCCUUGUCUACUUCCUUCGUCGCCGAGGACUACUCCGUGGUAAAAUGGGGGCUCAUGCUCCUCUCUCGGACGACGCAGCAAUUGGAACUGUAGCUGGAGCUGGAACAAGAGAAAUCGCCGAACGUCGGUCGAGCAACGACCCCCUUUUCACUGCAUCAUACUUUGCCCCCGCUUUCAUGAAACGCUGGCGUCAGUCAACUCAAACAGUGCGUACCGAAAGUACCAUCGACUCAAAUUCCAGCGAACGCGGCUUCCAAAAGAUAUCCGGGCGAAAACUUCCCCCCGUUCUCACACAUGGCGGUGAUGGAUUCGGCGGCGGCCUAGAUGGAGACUCCCCCACAGUCCCAGGUUUCCCCCCUACUUCUCCAGGUCCAGGACCAACUGGCUCUCCCGCCUUCCAUGCUCCGCCCCCUGCCUCGCCAUAUGGUAUGCCCCUCGACUCAAAAUACACCCGUGAGAUCGAAGAGCACCAGCCACCUGUCCCGCCUUCCCCCGUGCACCUCCCCAUCUCCAACACGGUGCCUGUUGCCACUCCCAUCACAGUGACGCCAGCUCAUCCUGUGGCCCAGCCCCAGAGUGCCAUUCCCAUCGUCCCGCAGCGACCAGAUGGGUUGGGCCGCAGCUUGCCGAGCUUCGACGGGAGUCGAAGCAGUCGAUUCACGGAGGGCAUCGACAUGUGA